AAUGGAGAUUAAUGCGGGAGAGAGAAGGGGAGGAAGUGUAGCAGGGAGCAAGAGGUUCUGGGCAGGAGCGCCCGCGGCCCCGAGGUGUAUGAACCGGAACGGAAGGGCAGCCACGCGUCUCUCCACCUCGGCACACGCACGCCCCUCGUUACCGCCUGUCCAGGCCCGCCCUGGCAAGACAGACACCUGAACAUUUGUGGAACUUCAGCCGUAGUCUCUCACUACACACAUCCUGUCUGUCACGCGCCUUGAGUAGCGGACUUCUUCCCUUGAUUCUUCCGAGAUGCCGGAAGCAACGAUGCUGGUGUUGGACAACUCGGAGUACAUGAGAAACGGUGACUUCAUCCCUACUCGAUGGGGCGCACAAACCGAUGCAACAACGAUCAUCUUCGACGCAAAGACACAGUCCAAUCCAGAGAACAUGGUAGGCGUGAUGACCAUGGCUGGCAAAAGUCCACGAGUGCUUUCGACGUUUUCGACCGAUAUCGGCAAGCUGCUGCAGUCUAUGCAUGCAAGCCAGAUCUGUGGCGAUUCAGACGUCUCAACGGGCAUCAACAUUGCUCAGCUCGCCCUCAAACACAGGCAAAACAAGGUCCACACGCAGAGGAUUGUUGUUUUCGUUGGCUCGCCUGUCAAGAAUACAGAGGAUGAUUUGACGGCCUUGGGAAAGCGGCUGAAGAAGAAUAACGUCGCCUUGGAUGUCGUCAAUUUCGGAGAGGACGCGGAGAAUGAGGCGAAGCUGCAAAAGCUCGUAGAUGGCGCAAAUAGCGGCGAGAACAGCCAUCUCGUAACUGUAGCGGCUGGAACGGCUUUGCUCUCUGAUGUUCUCAUCUCCUCUCCUAUUCUUCAAGACGGCGGCGAGACAGGUGCAGGGCCCUCUGCUGGCCAUGGAGGCCAGAGCUUCGAAUUCGGAGUGGACCCGGGUAUGGAUCCUGAAUUGGCCAUGGCUCUCCGUAUGUCAUUGGAAGAAGAACAAGCUAGACAGAGGGCCGCUGAGGGAGACAGCGCAAGCGCUGACCGCGGACACGCGUCGAGGCCGGAAGCUACCGAAGGACAAAAGAAUGCGUCGGAAGACGCGAUGCUCAAGCAAGCUUUGGCUCUAUCCCAAGGGCGGUCCGUAGAUGAGGACGUACAAAUGAACGAGGAGAUGACAGAGGAGGAGGCCAUUGCUAGGGCCAUAGAGAUGAGCCUACAAGAUGAAGAGAACGGGCAAGGAUAG
Microstroma glucosiphilum is the source of this 1219-nucleotide messenger RNA. RefSeq lists its product as hypothetical. The record is from RefSeq and is a predicted model, not a curated record. The transcript is spliced from 7 exons. Gene Ontology annotation, molecular function: polyubiquitin modification-dependent protein binding. NCBI's taxonomy places the organism in Eukaryota, Fungi, Basidiomycota, Exobasidiomycetes, Microstromatales, Microstromataceae. Gene Ontology annotation, cellular component: proteasome regulatory particle, base subcomplex; nucleus; cytosol. The coding region runs from base 284 to 1219 and encodes 311 amino acids. Gene Ontology annotation, biological process: proteasome-mediated ubiquitin-dependent protein catabolic process.